AUGGCUGACCUUCAGGGCCGCAAGGUGUUCAAGGUGUUCAAUCAGGACUUCAUCGUUGACGAGCGAUACAUGGUCACGAAGGAGCUCGGACAGGGCGCCUAUGGUAUUGUCUGCGCCGCAGUGAACAACCAGACCAACGAGGGCGUCGCCAUCAAGAAGGUCACCAAUGUAUUCAGCAAGAAGAUCCUGGCCAAGCGCGCCUUGCGCGAGAUCAAGCUCCUGCAACACUUCAGGGGACACCGAAACAUCACCUGUCUCUAUGACAUGGACAUUCCUCGACCCGACAAUUUCAACGAGACUUAUCUGUACGAGGAGUUGAUGGAGUGCGAUUUAGCGGCCAUUAUCCGCUCUGGUCAACCUCUCACCGAUGCCCACUUCCAGUCCUUUAUCUAUCAGAUACUGUGCGGUCUGAAGUACAUCCAUUCCGCCAACGUGCUGCACAGAGAUCUGAAGCCCGGUAACUUGUUGGUCAACGCCGACUGCGAGCUCAAGAUCUGCGACUUCGGCCUGGCCCGAGGUUUCUCUGUUGAUCCCGAGGAGAAUGCUGGAUACAUGACAGAAUACGUCGCCACGAGAUGGUAUCGUGCGCCCGAGAUCAUGCUGAGCUUCCAGAACUACACCAAAGCCAUUGAUGUCUGGUCAGUCGGCUGCAUCCUCGCGGAACUCCUCGGCGGUCGACCGUUCUUUAAGGGCCGCGACUACGUCGACCAGCUGAACCAGAUCCUCCAUAUUCUCGGCACGCCGAACGAAGAGACGCUGUCUCGCAUAGGGUCCCCGAGAGCGCAGGAGUACGUGCGUAACCUGCCAUUCAUGGCCAAGAAGCCUUUCCCCUCUCUGUUCCCCAACGCCAACCCAGACGCCCUCGACCUACUGGACCGCAUGCUGGCCUUCGACCCGUCCAGCCGCAUCACCGUCGACGAGGCCCUCGAGCACCCCUACCUGCACAUCUGGCACGACGCUAGUGACGAGCCAGACUGCCCGGCCACCUUCAACUUCGACUUCGAGGUCGUCGAGGAGGUCGCCGACAUGCGCAAGAUGAUCCUCGAGGAGGUCUUCCGGUUCCGCCAGCUCGUCCGCACCGUCCCCGGCUCCGGCCCCGCGGGCAGCACCGGCCAGCAGCCGGGCGCCAGCCAGGUGCCCAUCCCCCAGGGCGCCGCGGGCCACAACCAGUGGACCGCCGAGGAUCCCAGGCCCCAGGAGUAUAUUGGCCAGCAUCAAGAUCUGGAGGCCGAGCUGGGCGGCCGGUAA
Messenger RNA from Phialemonium atrogriseum, 1248 nucleotides. Its product is annotated as kinase-like domain-containing protein. The transcript has 5 exons. Gene Ontology annotation, cellular component: nucleus; cytoplasm. Gene Ontology annotation, molecular function: MAP kinase activity; ATP binding. The record is from RefSeq and is a predicted model, not a curated record. Gene Ontology annotation, biological process: intracellular signal transduction; protein phosphorylation. NCBI's taxonomy places the organism in Eukaryota, Fungi, Ascomycota, Sordariomycetes, Cephalothecales, Cephalothecaceae. The coding region runs from base 1 to 1248 and encodes 415 amino acids.